This is a messenger RNA of Sinocyclocheilus grahami, 1158 nucleotides long. RefSeq names its product dynein intermediate chain 1, axonemal-like. Bases 1 to 1158 code for a protein of 385 amino acids. The transcript is spliced from 10 exons. NCBI's taxonomy places the organism in Eukaryota, Metazoa, Chordata, Actinopteri, Cypriniformes, Cyprinidae. Gene Ontology annotation, cellular component: outer dynein arm. Gene Ontology annotation, biological process: outer dynein arm assembly; cilium movement. The record is from RefSeq and is a predicted model, not a curated record. Gene Ontology annotation, molecular function: dynein light chain binding; dynein heavy chain binding.
AUGCGCAUGCGCAUUAAUGUCACCGCUGCCCUGGCAACGCAGUUUCUGAGACGGGAGCGGUUGAAAGCAAAAAUGUCUGCAAGAGAUGAAAGCAAAGUUGGGACGGUGAAAUCUGAAGAGGACAAAGCAACUCAAACCAGUCCACCAAAGUCCACCAACUUCGCCAACUUCAGUGCUACAGCCAGCCAGUGGGAAAUCUAUGAUUUUUACCAAGAGGAAAUUAAGAGGCGGGACAAAUCAAGUCAUCAGUCCAUAAAGGAGGAAGAAUUUGAAGAUUCACAAAUUAAGACUCAUGAUAUAGCCCAUCUGGCUGGGCUGGCCAGGUACGUGGAGGGUAAGGUGUUUCACAGAGCAUAUGCAGACAUUUUAUAUGAUAUCAAGCAUUUUGAGGAUGCAUCUGAUGAAUUCAGAGGAGAGAAGGGCACUCUGCUCCCUUUGUGGAAAUUCGAGUAUGAUAAAGCAAAAAGUCUGUCUGUGACUGCCCUCUGCUGGGAUCAAAAACACAAUGAUUUGUUUGCUGUUGGUCUUGGGUCACAUGAAUUUACACAGCAGGGGGGUGGCAUGCUUGUCUUGUACACCCUGAGGAACCCCAAUUACCCAGAAUUCAUCUUUAACACGGCCUCAGGCGUAAUGUGUGUAGAUAUCCAUGAGCAUCUGUCCCACCUGGUGGCUGUAGGUUUGUAUGACGGCUGUGUUGCAGUAUAUAACCUAAGGAAAAAGAGUGAUGAGCCCUUUUGGAACAGCAGAGCCAACCCUGGCAGACAUAAAGGCGCUUUGACACAGGUGAAGUGGCAGAAGGAUGAUUUGGACAGUAAUCACAACUUCAUCUCUGUGUCUGCUGAUGGACGAGUGGUGUCUUGGACUCUGGUAAAGCACGAGCUAGUCUUCACAGACAUGAUCAAGCUCCCAGUCCCAGACACAAUUCCUGAUAACCUUAAGGAUGUCUUUUCCACAGAACAAGUGCACGCCCCUACCGCAGCAGCAGAAGAUGAAGAGGUAGAGCUAUUUUAUGAAGACCUUGAGGAGGCAAUGAACGUGUGCUGCAUCUACCUCGUGGUGAUGGGUGAUUUCAAUGCAAAAGUUGGACACUGCAAGGUUAACGUCAAAUUCAUUCAUGACAGCCGUAUGAGACAUGUGAAGACCAACACAACACAUUGA